CACUUGAAGAGUUCCAACAGUCAGGACUGAGACAACUGUAGGCAGGAAGUACACGUCAUUUGAAAGUGAAACUUUUGUCCCCCUCCUCCUCUCGCACGCACAUGCAGGAUGACAGACGCACAGUUCAUGAACGUCUACGACAACAGUGAGUUCAACCUGAUGCCGUAUGACUACAUCCCUCCUGUGGACAUCAAGACUGAGGCCUACAUACCUGAAACAGCGCACGGCCCUUACAUCCAAAUCAUCGAGGAACCCAAACAGCGUGGAUUUCGCUUUCGUUAUGAGUGUGAGGGUCCGUCCCACGGUGGUCUGCCGGGAGCAUCCAGCGAGAAGAACAGAAGAACGUACCCCACAGUCAAGAUCAACAACUAUGUGGGUCACGCCCGUGUGGAGGUCCAGCUGGUCACCCACACUGAGCCCCCCCGCGUGCAUGCGCACAGUCUGGUGGGACGGCACUGCAACGAGAACGGCACGUGCACGCUCGACAUCGGUCCCAACGACCUGACUGCCUCUUUCAGUAACUUGGGCAUCCUCCAUGUGACCAAGAAAGGCGUCGUGGAGGUUUUGACGCGAAGGCUGCGAGAUGAGUGGAGGCGACAGAGAGGAGGCCACGCCCACCUGACAGAGUCAGAGGAGAGUGCGGUGCUGAAGGAGGCCAAGGAGCUGUCCAAGGUGAUGGACCUCAACAUCGUGAGGUUAAAGUUCACCGCCUUCCUCAAGGACAGCAACGGCGGAUUCAGCCGAGCGCUGAAGCCCGUCGUGUCCAACGCCAUCUACGACAGCAAGUCUCCCAACGCGUCCAACCUGAAAAUCUCUCGUAUGGACACGACGUGCGGCUCUGUGCUCGGAGGAGACGAGAUCUUCCUGCUGUGCGACAAAGUACAGAAAGACGACAUCGAGAUCCGCUUCUACGAGGACGAGGAGGGCGGCUGGGAAGCCUUCGGCGACUUUGCACCCACGGACGUGCACAAGCAGUACGCCAUUGUCUUCAAAACGCCGCCCUAUCACAGCGCUGAGAUCGAGCGUCCCGUGACCGUUUUCCUGCAGCUGAAGAGGAAGAAGGCGGGCGACUGCAGCGACCCCAAACACUUCACGUACAUCCCGCACGUGCAGGACAAAGAGGAAGUGCUGAGGAAGAAGCAGAAGCCCCUCCCACACCAUGAACCCUGGCCAGGGGGCGGGGCAAGAAGAGGAGGAGGAGGAGCUGGUGGUUUUGGAGGGGGAGGGGCGGGGGGCGAAGGCUUUCACUUCAAUCAACACAUGAACGGUGCGGCGGGAGGCGGAGGAAGAGGAGGAGUUUUCCCUCCAGGAAACUUUAUGGGCUUUUGCGGAGGAGGCGGGGGGGCCCAGAUGUCAGGCUCCGCCCCCCAGCAGUCGCAGAGACAGCUGUCCCACAUGGUCGCCGCCCUCCACGCCCGAGCAUCUCGCGGCGCCCGGCAGACGGCUGCCGCCCUCCUGCAGUACUGCACCAGCGGUGACGCGCGGGUCCUUGUGGAGGUCCACAGACACCUGUGCAGCAUUCGGGACACCAACGGAGACACUCCUUUGCACCUGGCCGUCAUCUAUCAGCAGACAGGUGUCAUCCAACAGCUGACUGACACGUUGCUUAGAAACCAGCAGACGCACGUCUUCAACGCCACCAACCACCUGCAGCAGACGCCGCUCCAUCUGGCGGUCAUCACCCGACAGGCCAAGGUGGCGGAGAUGCUGCUGAGGGCAGGGGCCGACCCCACCCGGCUGGACAAAGACGGGCGCAGCCCCCUGCAUCUGGCGGCGCUGGCCGGAGACAGCGCCACGCUCCGGCCCUUAUUGGCUCACCUCGGGGAAGGCCACGCCCACCUGUUGACAUUGCCUGAUUACCACGGUCUUCACCCGCUCCACCUGGCCGUGCGCAGGGACGGCGAGCGCUGCCUUCGCUUGCUGGUGGAAGGCGGAGCCAAAAUCAACGCGCCCGAAUUGAAGGGCGGUCACACGGCGCUGCACCUGGCCGUCAGAGAGAACCUCUUCAAGACGGCCUGCGUUCUCAUCACCGAGCUCAAGGCGGACGUGAACGCGCGCACGUUUGGAGGAAACACGCCUUUACACCUGGCGGCCGCCGUGCACUCGCACACGCUGUGCUCCAUGCUGGUCGCUGCUGGCGCUGACAAGGAGGCGGAGAACGACGAACCGCUCGUAUUCAGCUCGUCCUCCGAUGAGGAAGAAGAUGUCGCAAAGGCCGCCUCGCCGUCAGUCACGUGUCGCAAGAGACUAGUGGGCGGGCACACGCCGCUGGACCUGGCCAAGUGUCACAAGGUGAGGAAGCUGCUGUCCUCCACAUCCUCCCGUCCACUCGGAAAAAAGGUCAAAGGCGACGCCGGUCAAGGGGCGGAGUCUAGUUGUCUGGACCAGGAGACACUGACCCGCCUGCUCCACGUGCUGAGUGGCUCCGACAUUCCGUGGAGGAAGUUGGCCGAGAAGCUGGGAAUGAUGACGCUGACUCACUUGUACCAGGACAGCCCCGCCCCCUGCCAGCACCUGCUGCAACACUACCAGCUCGGCGGCGGUCCUCUCGAAGGUUUACGCCAAGCUCUUCAGUCCCUCGGCUUGACGGAUGGAGCGCGACUGCUAACGAGCGCCGCCGAGCGUCCUGGCGACAAGCACGACACAGAGUCUACGGUGGACAGCGGCUUCAGCAGUCAGCCAGUGGAGGACGAGCAGCCGCCUGUGGCCAAUCAGUGAGCAGCAGGAAGCACGACUUGUCUCGUCAUCAGUUCAGAGGACACAAAAAACAGCAAAAUGCAUGAAAGUAAGAUGAAAAUGAUCUUCCUAUUUUAAUAUUAUUAUUAUUAUUAUUAUUGGAUCUUUCCGUUGUCAUGUUUCCGUGGUGAAUAAUAAUAAUGAAUAAAGUGUCCUAAAGGUGCAGUUCACUUCCUGUCCUGCAGGGGGCGGGGGUGGACAAUCCUCAAAA
This is a messenger RNA of Doryrhamphus excisus (bluestripe pipefish), 2947 nucleotides long. The record is from RefSeq and is a predicted model, not a curated record. NCBI's taxonomy places the organism in Eukaryota, Metazoa, Chordata, Actinopteri, Syngnathiformes, Syngnathidae.